CAGUUCACCUUUGUUCCAAGCCAUUGUUGGACCACCUAUUCCGCGCGCCCUACUGUCUACAGUUGCGUGUACGGACAUUUGAAGAAAACGUCCUCAGGGAACAUGCCUGGCUUUUUUAGGUCUCGCUCGCCAUCCGUGGUGUUGGUAAGGUCCCGUUCACUGUCAGAGGCGUCAAUCAGAAUGGCCGACAAGCAGGUGUGGCGGCGGUAUCAGUCCAAGGUGCGGACUCACUGGAAGGAAGUCUUCGUCUCCUUCCUCGUCAUUGCUUGCUUCCUCAUGGUUAUAGUGCUCAUCACCGGAUGGAACAAAAGAAUGACGGGAAAACCCAAGCAAUUCAAGGGAUCACGAAUGUGUGGCCCCUUGGGACGCCGCCAGCCAUGCCCGACUGAGACAACUGAACAGCCGCAGACAAGAUGUCCCCAUGCUCCAAAGGGCCGAGCAGCCCUGGAUGAGUCCGCUCCAGUCAAACAGAGGGCGCGGGCAGCCGUUCGCCGUGUGACGUCACCGACAGAAGCAGUGACGACAGCGGAGUGGCCAACGACUGCGGAUGGACAGGCGGAGCUGGAGGAAGACGACGACGGAGGCGUCGAAGCGCCUCGAGCGGUUUCCACGGAAAGUGGCCCAGCUGCCGAAUGCAACACCUCCCUGUGCCGACAACUAAAGGACUGGUUCGUCGAAACAGUGGUCAGCCAGGCGGACCCUUGCAAGAAGCGGAACACUUUCGUUUGUGACUCUUCGGUCACGUUUCCCAGCUUCCAUUCGGACUCUGCUGAGCGCUCGGCGGUCACGGAAGGAACCAGACAAAACGACUCCGCCAACGGACAGGAGAACUACGGGCCCGUUGGGGCAGACGGCGACGAACUCAUGAAGUCCUGCGCAGAAUACUCGCGGAAUCCGAACGAGGGCGUGCUGGACGUUCUCUCUUUCCUGUCUCGCUUCAACCUCGACCUACGUCACAUGGCGGACGACCCGUCGGAGGACCCCUUGCAGCGCAUGGUGGAGCUCUCGCUCGAGUACGGUGUCGACGCACCGGUGGCCUUCUCCCGCAAGUACGACGUCAUCGGCGACCCCUCGGCGCCAUUUGUUGUCGAUAUCACACUAAACCCAGAGGUGAAUGAAUUCAUCACCGCUUCACGAACAAUGGGAGAAAAUGAUAUCGAAGAGUUCUACCGGUCUUUCCUCCACCAGUACGCUCUCGUAAAAAACAAUACCAUAACCGAGCAGCUCAUGGAUUCCGAUGAUGAAAUUUCAGAGUUUGUGAACGACACGGUGGAAUCCACUGAGGCGGUCAAAAUGAGCAUCGCAAGCCUGUCCGACAGCACCGGCGUCACAUCGGACCGGUGGAAAGAGCUGCUGUCCCUGUUCGGAGGCUCGAAGCAGGCUUCUUACGAGCACGUCACCACGGACGAGCAAGCACUGGCCAUGGUGGCGUACUUGUCGCAGCCUGGCGACAGGCUGAGCAAGCGGCUGGUGCUGGCCUGGCACGUCCUUCGCUACCUGGUCGGACCCAAGGCGGACGUCCUGGCCGCUCUCAACAGGACACGCGCGAACGAAGAGCUCCCGGAAGGCAAUGUGGCCAUGCCGACACCAGAGGAUAAGUGCCAGCGCAUGGUAGAAAAAGUCAGUGGUGUGCCGUACAGGGCCCUCGACAUGCUUGAAGGCCAGAACGCCGUGCCCGCUGAGAUCAUCUCGGACGUGACACGAUUAAUGGCCGAGUUCCAGGACGCAGCGGCUUUCAUCUUCAGGGACGGAGCAAGGUUCGGCGACGUCAUGGCAACCAUCGGGGCCUCGUCGGCGGAAGGUUCAACGGCGCCCACAGAGCCAGGAGUCGCAUUGUUCCCGAAGGCGGCGGCAGAGGGCUCCGAUCCCAACCACCUCUUUGAAGCGCUCGGGGUUGCCAGGACGAGCACUGCUGGGACGCCAGAUCAGCGAGGCGACGCCGUGGCGGCCCGCAGCUUUCCACAGCUCUGGCUGCGACGUCUUCGAGCGUGGCACGCCCUCCCGCCGCUGGCUCAGGCGCUGCUCCCGGCCAUGGCGUCGGUGGUCAACGUGGACUCGCCGGCGGCCUUUUUCCGGCCUCCUUACUACCACGCCGGGGCCCCGCCAGCGUACAACUUCGCCGCACUCGGACAGGUCAUCGCGCAAGCCCUGGCACACGAGCUCAUCGAACGGCGGCGCGCCGAUCCAGCUAUCGACGAGCGCUUGCGGCGAUUCUGGGAUGAAGGAGACCACGCGAACGGCAGCAGCAUGUAUUGCCUCUACGCCGGGUACAAUAAGAGUGGCACUUGGCGGCAAAGCAGGCUCAACGGAAGUGACAUCACCAACGGGGUGCGCCUUCACGUCCUAGGCUCCAGGAUAGCCUACCUGGUGUUCCAGAGAGCUCAGCACUCAAAAGCUGCCGAGAGCGGCCAGAUGAGGGCGCUGCCGGGAGUGCGGCUCUCGAGCAAGCAGCUUUUUUUCAUCAUGCAUUGCGCGCUGAGCUGUGCCAUGGGCGGCGACCACGGUCCAGCCAUCAGUCCGGCUGACGAGAGAUGUAUGGUCGUGUACAGGACGCGAAAACACUUCAUCGACACUCCCUGCGGUCAGGCCUCCAGCAAGAGCAUUCCCAACGAAUGCCGCUACCUAUAAGCCGCUAUUAAAGACAAUGAUGUACAUGCUG
This is a messenger RNA of Dermacentor albipictus, 2659 nucleotides long. RefSeq lists its product as uncharacterized. Lineage: Eukaryota; Metazoa; Arthropoda; Arachnida; Ixodida; Ixodidae. Gene Ontology annotation, molecular function: metalloendopeptidase activity. The record is from RefSeq and is a predicted model, not a curated record. Gene Ontology annotation, biological process: protein processing. Gene Ontology annotation, cellular component: plasma membrane.